Messenger RNA from Emiliania huxleyi CCMP1516, 1425 nucleotides. RefSeq lists its product as hypothetical. The coding region runs from base 1 to 927 and encodes 308 amino acids. Lineage: Eukaryota; Haptophyta; Isochrysidales; Noelaerhabdaceae. The record is from RefSeq and is a predicted model, not a curated record. The transcript is spliced from 4 exons.
AUGCAGCACUUCCGGCGGAUCUCUCGCGCGCCGCUGCACCCGUGCCGCAAGCUCUCCCUCUACUACAUCCUGCCGAUGCGCUGGCUGCUCCUGACCCUCUCCCUCAUCACCGUCUUCGGCGUCCCAUUCAUGGCCGUUCCAAUCAAGGGCGUCUCGGGCACCUUCUCAGACCCGAUGCAUGAGACGCACCCGCUGCUCAAGGGAAACACGCGGCUGCUCGCGCAGUACCAGUGGCUCUGCUUCAUGACCAUCUUUUUGGUCGUCGUCAUCAACGCCACCCUGUACGAGUGGCGCAAGCCGUGGCGCAUCCUCUUCGUCGCGAUCUUCGUCAUGUUUGGCCAAAUCUACCUCCUGUUCACUUGCUGGCCCAAAAUCUCUCUCGCCGGCUGCGCACUCACCCCCUCGGCCAAAGCCUCGACCGUCCUCUCGUCGCGUACCAAGGGGGGCUUGAACCUGCGGCUGCCCUCCAAGAUGGACCUCGAGGCCCUCGCGCGCCAGAUGGGCCAGAUGGGCGUCUCCACGGUCGGCAUCUUCGGCGCGGAUUUCGCCACCGCGGGCGCCGCCUCGGAGAAGAAGACUUCCGACCACGUCGACGCCGAGUCCAUCUCGAAGGCUGCCGCGGCGUUGGCGGACCACAACCACUCUCAGCGCACGCGCGGCGUCGACGACGACGACCUCCUUGCUGCGAUGGGAGGCGACGGGGCCGGUGCAAACGGCACAGCGAGCGGCGCGGGUGCGGCAGCGGGCGAGCUGGCGGUGCAGACUACUUCGGACGGGCGCGGCGGCGAGGACGACCGUCCCGCGUGGCUCCGCUGGAUGCAGGGCGGCGGGGGCAACUACCAGGCGCUCCAGUCUCCGCGCCGUUCGCAGCAGCCCCCGCCCACUCCAACGCCGCCGAACGCGCCCACGGUCACGACUCUGCUUUGAGGCGGGGCGCGUCCGCGAACACAGGGAGGGCGCUCGGCCGACAGCGAGAGUGACACCAAGCACCUUCUUUGAGUAUUCCGCCGGCAGAGGUGGUUCCUGAUGGCUCUAACAGCUUGCGCGCGAGUUAGCGGCGAUAGGGGGGGGGGGAGGGGUCUAGCGGUGCACCAUGCUUUGCGGGAUGUCGAUGAGCUGGGGCGAGAGGCUGCUCGAUCGGCGAUGAGGUCUUGCGCAUCCUGUCGCAGUGGCUUCAACCGCGGCGCCUCGAGACGCUCUCUUGAGCCUCGACGCCGAUUCCAGUGCGCUGUGAUUGUGGCGCGAGGUGUCGUCGUGUCGAGUCAGUGAGACUGGCAGACUCGAGACCGUCCGGUCGACAGAAUGCGAAUCCGAAUGGCACGGUCUGCCGAGCCCCGACGUCUCGCAAAGGAAGCAAGUUUAAAACGCGUUCACAUGUCACGUCUCGCAGUCACUGUGCAUUACGUCGAUUUUUAGUAAACUUUG